Molecule: messenger RNA, 6253 nt
Organism: Mercenaria mercenaria
Lineage: Eukaryota; Metazoa; Mollusca; Bivalvia; Venerida; Veneridae
Exons: 11
Coding region: 29-3343 (1104 amino acids)
Biological process (GO): protein phosphorylation
Molecular function (GO): protein kinase activity; ATP binding
Source: RefSeq, a predicted model, not a curated record
AUUUUCGUUUCAAAACGAGGCUGAUAAAAUGGCCGCACCCGCUGCUAUGGAUUCCGUUACAGAAGAAGAAAUUGAUCAGCUAACAAUGCCGAAAGCGAUGAAACUUUGCAGAACGCAUCAGAUAAAGUUGGGAGAUAACAAAGACCUCGACAAAAUUAAAUGGCUCUUGAAAUACGAACUACUGUGCAAAGGAAAGAAAAGAGAAGAGGCCAUGGGAUUUUUAUCCACGAGUGGGGACCAUGAUAAAACAAGAAGAGAGGCACUAUCAGUGUUGUAUGAUAAUACCAUAGCUUAUGCUCAAAGCAUACAGGAUGUGAAAGAUCAAGUUGUAGAAGAACUGAGUAAAAUGUUUCCAAAUGUUUGUGAAAGUUUGAAUCAUGAGAGACAGAAAAUGCUGAGUGAUGUAGCCCCAGUUUUAGUUUUAGGAGAAACUGGUUCAGGAAAGUCAUCAUUUAUCAACUUACUACUUGGCCAGAACAUUUUGCCAUGUUCGUUGCUUAGUAACACACACGUGAUUUGUGAGAUACAGUACAGUGGGGAUGGUCAGAAAUCAAGGGCAGAACUUCAUAAAGCAGGUAGUAGUAAAGAGUGUACAGUAAUUGAGGAUAUCGGUGACGGUAAAUUUACUGAAGUACUUGCAAAACAUAUACAACAGUUAGAUAGCAACAAAAGAGCAGUGUACAGAUUGGCAAAUAUAUAUUUACCAUGUGAUAUACUAAAGUCAGGUUUGAUGAUUGUAGACAGUCCAGGUAUUGGUGAAACCAAGGAAAUGACUAGUAUGGUUCUCAGCUAUAUUCUCAAUGCUUCAGCAUUUAUCUAUAUCAUUGACAGUACAAAUGCUGGAGGCAUGCAAGCAAGGGUUAAAGAGUUAGUACAGAAAGUGUAUAGACAGGCUUUGGAAGAGCAGAGAAUAUGUCGGCCAGAGAGUGCCAUCUUUGUUUGUAACAAAUGGGAUGAGGUAUGUAGCAGGGAUAGGGCAGAUGUUUGGGAGGAUACAAAAAGAAAGGUGAAAGAUGCAUGGCCUGAGUGUAAGGAGUCGCAGAUUAUACGAUUCUCCACUGUCGAAGCUUCAUUCAUACAAGACAAAGGAGGCAUGGCACCAAAGUUUGAGACCAUUUUGAAGAACAUAAACACAUUGAUUCCAGUUGGUCAGGAAGUCCUGGUACUUAAAGGCUACAGGUAUAUUGAACAUUUUAUAUCAAGGUGUAUAGUCUGCUUUGGGGCACAUCUGUCACAGCUGAAUCUUUCUAAGGAAGAGAGAGAACAGAAAAGGACAGAUGCCAAGGACCGUCUGAAUCAGUUGAAGUCAAGGAUAACUACUUUCUUUGAUGAACAGUCUAAAAGGCUAAAAGCUGAAAUAGAGAACAUUGCUGAUGACUUGAAAAAGUAUAUCAAUGAAAAGCCUAACCUUGAUAGAGUUUGCAAGUUUUCUGACAAGGAUCUUCCAAAGAGACAGAACUGGAACGAGGCUGCAGUCGAGGUGAGACACAAAGUGUAUGGAAGUAUGAGAACCCUAAUCAAAGACUGGGAGUCACAGGAAACUCAUUUUGGAAAGUUAGCAAAACAUAUUGAAGACAGCAUCGAAAAGGAGUUUCCUGCUUUCGAUAAGGAAAUCUAUCAAGCAGAGAAAUUACUGUCCAAUUCACAAAAAACAACAUCAGUAGAUACUGACGAAACAGAAAUCGGUCUGGUUCCAGAAUUUAUUCAGAACAGAAUUGGGGGUCUCAGUCUAGGAACCAAAGUUGCUCUUGGAAUUGGACUGUCUCCAGUUCUACUUGUUGGAAUGAUUUUUCGUUUACCAGUCUUGGGAGCUCAAGCUUUUGAAAAAUUCUACUCCAAGUACAGUCUUGAAAAGGAAUUCAGAGAGGCUGCAGUUGACAAUGGUGACAAAGAAAAGCUGAAAUAUGUUUGUGAAAAAUAUGCCAGAAAGACUGUGGAGAGUAUAACAGACAAAAUGAACAUGCGACAGGUCAUUGAAGAAGAUAUGCAACCCCUUACUACUUACCUAAAACAACAACAAAAAAGAAUGGAGAUGCAAAUUCAAUGUGACCUUGACCUGCUUAAAAAUUUGAAAGAUGAAGACCGGAAAGAUGAGGAUGUUUUGAGAGUUUAUGAUCCCCUCAAUGCUAAAUUUCUCAUAUUACGUGAAUGUCUACAACAUUUCAUGCUUAUUCACCUGCCGGCAAAGUUUGCAUCUUGGAUCGAGGAGGUACCAUUCGCUGAUAUCGAAGUUGGAGAUACAUUGAUCUGUAGUGGGAUGGCAGCAGACAUAUUUCAGGCCAGGUCUAAACCUUCUACAAUGACAGAUGGUAAGGAUAUCGUAUGUGUGCGAGUCAUCAAAGAAAAGAUAAAAGAGAACAAGAUGAAACAGUUCCUGAAAAUUUUGGAGGCAUACAAAACAAUAAAGAAGAAGAAUAUAGCAAAAUGUUAUGGAUUCUGGAAUCCUGGUGUUGGAAGUGGCAAACUGUACCAGAUUCUUGAACCACUGCAGUGUAGUCUCCGACAGUUUGCUGCAGGAGCUGACUUCCAACAUAACCAUGACAACAACUGUGUAAGAACCAUGACCCAGUUAAUGAAUGGUCUCAACUUCCUCCAUGACAGAAAACUUGUGCAUUUUGACCUGUCCAUGGACACAGUGGCAGUUGAUGAAAAUGGUAAAGUCAAGUUAACAAACAUUAGUCCUGAGAUGAGGUUAAAUCUUGAACCAGAAGUCAUAGACGGAAAAGUUUGCUUAUCCAAAUACAUACAUAUCGAGCCAAAAUUCUUCCAAAACAAGAACCGGGUUGUCUAUAGGAUCAGGGAUGAUAUGUAUGGUGUUGGAAUCAUCAUGUGGGAAUUGUGGGUUGGGCAACCAGUAGUUGAAAUUGGAAAAGAAUUUGAAAUCCCUAAAUCUUUGAAAAGAAGGUCAAGUGCUACAUCUACCAGCAGCCAGCUAUCAAGGAAUUCGAAAGGCGGAUCAUCAAAAAGCUCUAAUAGUGAACUUGAGAAAAGUGGCUCAACUGGAUCAUUUAAGGGAAGGAAGGGAAGUAGUAAGAAAAAGAAGUCGCAGGAAUCCGGUAAAGGUGAGGAAAGUGAUACUGAUGAUGUCUUUGAGUGGGUAGAAGAUGAAGUUUGGUUCUCAAAAUAUCUGGAAACAUUCCGACCAGUGCAAACAGAUGAUUUUCACGAUGAAAACAAAAAGAGAGCUCAGCUUAGUGAGAAGUGGUGGCAAACAGUUGAAGUGUGUCUUCAUCAGAACAUCAAUGCAAAAGAAUGGCUCGAGUUGUGGAAAGAUUAUCCAAAUUUUCCAGAACUGUCCAUUGUUUUUCAAGAAAAACAUUUUUCAAAUGACACUGAUAAAUGAGUUGACCAUGUAUGGUCUGGAUUGAAAUCUGUGUGGAAAAACACAGAUGAGGAAAUGAGAAAUACUUUUGGCAUAUGUGUUGUCAGUGACGAAUGGCAAAUAUUGGAUACAGUCUUAUCCAAGUACUAAUAACUUAUUUCACAAUGCUGAGAGAGUACGGUUGGACCAACUGGGCAAUUUUUUGCUCAUUUGAGCAAAUGAUGAACACUUAAUUAUAAACUUACUAUUAUUCUCAGGACUGUAAACAACUUUUUCAUCAUUUUCUAAGGCAAAAAACAUGUCAUUGUUAGGAAGUGAAAUGUGAUGUGACCUUGCUAUUGAUUUAAGAGUAUGAGCAAAUGCCGUCACUCUUACAUUAGUUAAAUAUAGAAUAAUGGAAGGAGACACAAGUCUGUACAGGUUGUAAAUGUUUGUUUAAUACCAAGUUGUCUUAUUUAGUGUUUUCAUUUCCAAAAAAAUAUUUUAUCAGAUUUUAUUCAAACUUAGUAGUAAUAGUCAGUGUCAGGUAACUUUAGCACACUGAGCUCUAGCAGGGUUAUGGGUCUUAUAAUAUUUAAGAAAAAGUUUGUUUCUGGAUAACUGCUACAACACAAUUCAUCAGAUUUUUGUUGACUGAUUUUAAGCUUUGGCAAAAGUUACGGAGCUUAGACUAUUCAGAUUUUUAGCCCACCAUCAUCAGAUGGUGGGCUAUUAAAAUCACUCUGCGUCCGUGGUCCGUCCGUCCGUCAUUCCGUCCGUCCGUCCGUCCGUUAACAAUUUCUCGUUAUCGCAUCUCCUCAGAAACUACUUGGGGGAUUUUGACCAAACUUUGUCAGAAUGAUGUAUUGGUACCCUAGUUGUGUCCCCCUGAAAAUCAGACUGGUUCAACAAUUUAUGAGUGAGUUAUGGCCCUUUGUUUAUUUCUAUGAUUUAUAUAGAUUUAUAUAGGGAAAAACUUUGAAAACCUUCUUGUCCAAAACCACAGAGCCUAGGGCUUUGAUAUUUGGUAUGAAGCAUUAUCUAGUGGUCCUCUACCAAGAUGAUUCAAAUUAUUUCUCUGGGGUCAAAUAUGGCCCCGCCCUGGGGGUCACAUGGUUUAUAUAGACUUAUAUAGGGAAAAACUUUGAAUAACCUCUUGUCCAAAACCACAGGGCCUAGGGCUUUGAUAUUUUGUAUGUGACAUCAUCUAGUGGUCUUCAACUAAGAUUGAUCAAAUUAUACCCCUAGGGUCAAAUAUGGCCCCGCCCUGGGGGUCAUAUGGUUUACAUAGACUUAUAUAGGGAAAAACUUUGAAAAUCUUCUUGUCCAAACCACAAAGCCUAGGGCUUUGAUACUUGUAAUGUAGCAUCAUCUAGUGGUUCUCUACCAAGUUUGUUCAAAUUAUCCUCCUAGGGUUAAAGAUGGCCCCGCCCCGGGGGUCACAUGGUUCAUAUAGACUUAUAUAGGGAAAAGCUUUUAAAAUGUUCUUGUCAGUAACUACAACAUUCAAACUUGGACCACGUGUAUAUUUUUGAGUGGCAAGAUGAACCUUGACAUGAGUUGACCUUGAUUUUGACCUAGUGACCUACUUUCACAUUUCUGUAGCUACAGCUUUCAAAUUUGGACCACAUGCAUAAUUUUGUGCACUGGAAAAAACUUUGACCUUUAUUUUGACCUAGUGACCUACUUUCACAUUUUUGAAGGUACAGGCAUCAAAUUUGGACCAUAUGUAUAGUUUCGUGUUUCAAAAUGAAAUUUGACAUUGAUUUUGACCUAGUGACCUACUUUCACAUUUCUCAAGCUACAGCCUUCAAAUUUGGACUACAUGCAUAGUUUUGUGUACCGAAAAAAACUUUGACCUUGACAUUGACCUAGUGACCAACUUUCACAUUUUUGAAGGUACAGGCUUCAAAUUUGGACCACAUGCAUAGUUUUGUAUUCUGAAAUAAAAUUUGACCUUUACAUUGGCCUAGUGACCUACUUUCACAUUUUUAAGGUACAGGCUUCAAAUUUGGACCACAUGCAUAGUUUUGUAUUCCGAAAUAAUAUUUGACCUUGAUUUUGACCUAGUGACCUACUUUUACAUUUCUCAAGCUACAGCCUUCAAAUUUGGACCACAUGCAUAGUUUUGUGUACCGAAACAAACUUUGACCUUUACAUUGACCUAGUGACCUACUUUCACAUUUUUGAAGGUACAGGCUUCAAAUUUGGACCACAUGCAUAGUUUUGUAUUCCGAAGUAAAAUUUGACCAGGAUUUUGACCUAGUGACCUAGUUUUACAUUUCUCAAGCUACAGCCUUCAAAUUUGGACCACUUGCAUAGUUUUGUGUACCAAAAUGAACUUUGACCUUAAGAUUGACCUAAUGACCUACUUUCACAUUUCUGUAGCUACAGGCUUCAAAUUUGGGACCACAUGCGUAGUUUUGUGUACCGAAACAAACUUUGACCUUGACAUUGACCUAGUGACCUACUUUCACAUUUUUGAAGGUACAGGCUUCAAAUUUGGACCACAUGCAUAGAUUUGUGUUGUGUACGAAAAUGAAAUUUGACCUUGAGCUAGUCAAUAAGUCUUGAAAUUUGGAACACUCAAAAAUGGCACAUUGGUGGGCGCCAAGAUCACUCUGUGAUCUCUUGUUAUUUGUUUUAAGACAACUCCUGUUUGUUUCUUCAAUUUGCCCCAUGUGGUUCUGGGACAAUCUGUGUAUGAAAAGAAUUGGAACCACUGCCUUACCCUUGCAUGAUCGUAAGAGGCGACAAAUAGGGUCUUAACACUUGGUUUUGCAGUAACUCUGUGAUUCCAGCAGGUUUGCAGAUUUUGAUUCCAUACCUCAUGUUUUUAUUUUGAUGUAAAUGAGAUGUGGAACCAAAAUUUGUAGUCCUGUUUGGCGCCAUAUAACCUAUACUGUGUUGGUGUGCCAUAAAACCCAAAUAAAUAAAUAAAUGUUUCUUCAA